AUGCUUCCGCGUUUGCUUCCGUCCAGCGCCACCGAUGUCGAGUCCGACUCCGACUCGCUUGCCUCCCCGCUUGAUGCGCCGAUUGCCCAUUGGCCGACGCAGGGCCCUUACCUGGCUACGGUGCAGGCUCCUGGGCAGUCUCCCGGAGAGCCCCAGACGCUGCCCAACGUCAUUCCAUCCGGCCUCUAUGGGCUUGCCCCGUACCCUGAUGCACAGGACGACAGCCCUCAAUAUUCCGCAGUCUCGGAUUCGGCGGUCAAUCAUCAGAACUGGGACUAUCUGCAGGAGACGGACGUGUCGGACAGCCCGACGUCGGCGGUGUCGGAACCGUUCUUCCCCCAACAUGACCGGGGCGACUAUGUGCACGGCUUUGAAGCGCAGUAUUCCAACGCCGCGACCGAUUACGAAGCUAGCGGGUGCCACUCGGACCAUGCCCAGUACGCGGUAGCCUGCGACAGACGUACUGGUGGUUAUACGGCGUCGGCUGGUGCCGAUAUGCUUCCCGACUAUGCUGUUCAGCAAGGCUCCAUGUCCUCCGGCUGUGACGCUGGCGUCGAUAUGCUUACGAUCAUCCAGCCCAUGAUCGUUCGUCUCCACAUUCGUACCCAGGUCGCGGUCAGAAUUAUCGUUACGAUCACCAUUUCGGUGGCCUCGCGGCUUCGCAUGUGA
Molecule: messenger RNA, 669 nt
Organism: Fomitopsis serialis
Lineage: Eukaryota; Fungi; Basidiomycota; Agaricomycetes; Polyporales; Fomitopsidaceae
Exons: 5
Coding region: 1-669 (222 amino acids)
Source: RefSeq, a predicted model, not a curated record